Morus notabilis is the source of this 688-nucleotide messenger RNA. RefSeq names its product chaperone protein DnaJ. Bases 100 to 486 code for a protein of 128 amino acids. Lineage: Eukaryota; Viridiplantae; Streptophyta; Magnoliopsida; Rosales; Moraceae. The record is from RefSeq and is a predicted model, not a curated record. The transcript has 5 exons.
CCUUAUCUUCUUUCACUCUCUUAAAUUGGUGAGUUUGUCUGAUAAAUUUCCGACUCAAAAAGGGGAAAAAAAAAAUACACAAACUUUAAUUCUCUGUAAAUGGCAAGCUCUCUUUGUUUCACUCCUGUUUCUUCUUUGAAGCCCUCAAAAAAACCAGGGUUGUUCAUUGGGAAUUCAGUUCCUGGGAAGGUUCUUCGGGCAAACGAAGUCCUUCAGCACUCAAAAGCCUCAAAGUUUCAGUCUUUAGAGGUCAAGGCUACUAAAGGUACCAAGCCAAAUAGCAUUGUCUGUUCUAAUUGUGAUGGAAAUGGUGCUGUAGCGUGUUCUCAGUGCAAAGGAACCGGAGUUAAUUCGGUGGACCACUUCAACGGGCAAUUCAAAGCGGGCGCAAUAUGUUGGCUUUGCCGGGGUAAAAAGGAGAUGUUAUGUGGAGAUUGUAAUGGAGCUGGGUUUAUUGGUGGAUUUAUGAGCACAUUUGACGAUUAGAAGAGUUCAUGAAAUGUGCCCUAUGUGGAAUUUGAAUUUGACAUAUCCCAACUAUAAGAGGAAAAAUUAGAGACAAGAAGUUUACUUGGUUUUUGUUUAAUUGAUGAUUUUGUUGAGUCUUGACAACAAGGUGUUUCAGAUUUUGUGUUACCUACUGCAAAACGGGCCCACUCAAAUCCCAAUGCAAUUUUCUUUUUCAUUU